UAGCUGACGAGUCAUAGAUUUAUGUGUGAAGUUCGGCUGUUUUAUUCAAUGUAAUGUUUCUUAUUGUUAGCAUUAUGUGAAUGCAUUUGUUUUUCUUAUUAUUUGUCAUUGUCUUCUAGAGCCUAGAAAUGAUCAGAUAAUUUAGAACCAAAACAAACAUAUUUUUACAAGCAUUUUAUUGCAUGACACUGCUUCGACUUUAUAGAGCUUUUUUGUCCGAUUGUGUGUUUGUGUGCGUGCGUGUGUGUGUGUAAGUGAACCCUAUCAUAACCCAAUUGAAACACCACGAUGUCUCUUUCUAAAUGUAUGCAUGCAUUGCAAGUUAUCGUCUUAUUUACAGCCCCAAUCAAUAUGCAUGAAUUCAUUAUUAAAAGAAUGAUUAAGGGUCAUUUGUGUAGAGUCCUUGAGAUAAAGAUGCAUUGGUUUCCUUGUGGCGUGCAUAGUAUCCUAUAUAUUAACGUGUGAUAUGAAACUGUCGCUAGUAUUUGUAUUGCACAGUGCGUCCCCCAACCCCCUUGCCCAUGCAGAUGUGACCUCGUAUCAAUGAGAGGUCGCGAUUUCAGACUUCACGUAAUUGACUUUCACGGUUUUGGCAGGCGGCUAAAGUGAAUAUUUCCGCAGCGGCCACUGCAGCAAGCUGGCUUUUUCAUUCUAUCAUUGAUGCACAUUAUUGGGGAAGCUUUGGAGGUGCCACGGAGUUUGUAAUAUAAACAUUUUUGAUCACAUGAAACGGAAUUGAUCAUGGAAAAGGUACCAAAUGCCAAAAGGAUCGUGACUGUCCAAAUGAUACCACAAACAGCCAGUAGAGAUGCGCUGGGCAAUAAAGAGUUAAAUGCUAACUGGGACAUCGAGCCAAAGUUAAGCAUCAAACAGGAUUGCUCCUCUGGCCAGAAACCGAAAUCAGAUCAGGAUAAUAUGAACCUUAAGUCCUCCGUCAAAGAGUCCACAUCCCACAUCACAGUUUUGGGAGAAAAAAACACUUCAUCCCAUGGCAGUGAAGAUCACAGGCAACCUCAAAGUAAUCUUCCAGACAUGAAGACAUCUGAGAAGUGUGCCAGGAGCAACAAAGAUAAAAACAAAGAUUGUGAUGCUCUUUCCAAUUCUGUCCUUUGUGCUAAAAACCUGACCUCUGACCCAUCUACUGUUGCGUGUAAAGUCGACAAGGAGAAAAAUGGCAACAGCGAAACCACAAAGUCCAAAGCACAAAGCAAAGCGUUAGCGGUUGGAGAAUCUAAUGCAGUUAGGGAGACAGUGCACAGUGAAAAACCAAGCCAGGCUAGUCAACAAAACCCCUCUAAAUCUGAUGCAUCCUUCCAAAAGAAUUUAUCUCCCAACACUGACGUCACAAACAAAAACACAUUGGUUGUAUCUGAAUCAAAAGAAUCGAGUUUGACCACCAGCGUAACCCAUGCAUCCAUCAUCAACGAUACCCAGUCCAAGCAUCUCCACAUGGGAACAAACAUCGAUGUUCUAAAAACCAAACAGCAAUCUGGAGCCACAAACACAACAAAUGACCAAACAUCUCAUCCUGAACAAAACGAUAAGAAACCUCCACAAGAGCUCCAGACUGUGCCUGUUAAACAGGACAGCACUAGCAUCGAGUGCAUGGUGAAGGAUCUAAAACCAACACGAAUCUCUCAAGAGGCUUCCUCCAGGCAGCCAUCGGCAUCUCCAAGUAACAACGCAGCUGAUACCUCAAGUCACCAAAUGAAAGUGAUGGAUGAAGAAGUCCAAAGGCAGGUAGCCGUUCCUGAAGAACAAAAGCAGUUCCACUGCAAACUCUACCGUGAAGCCUCCACCAUGACAUCAACCGUUGAGUUUGGCAACCAAGCCAAAACACAAUGCCAAGACAUGGGAGUCCAAGCAGUGGCUGCGGUUUGCAGUCAAUCUACAUCUACAAGUCCUAGUCUUUUAUCUCUGCAACCCCAUCAGACAAAAAUUAGUCUACUUCCCGAUGAGGCUGAAAGCCUAGCGGUAGUUAUUGAGGUGGACGCCACAGACAGUUCCUCACGUGUCAUCUCAGAGAUCUGUUCGACGGCACCAUCUGUCGUGUCAUCCACUAAUGAGAAGUCUUCACGAUCGGGCACAGUGAUGGUGCACGUAGGUGCCGACCUUCAACCGGAGUCAAAGCUCGGGGCCAAGCCUAAUGAGCCUGGGGAUUCUCAACACAAAGCCCAAAGAGGAUUUUCACCUCAUCAACCUGUUUAUCAAAUUAAUAUCGAGACAUGCAACCAAAACAAAUCUAAGGAAACUAGUCAAGUCACACCUGCUGUCUCAGCAUCAGGACCUAAUACAGAAUCCAUCAUGCAAGAUCCCAUCACAACAUCUGGUCAGGCCAAGCCUCCUGCAUCUAAAUUAACUUUCUCACAAUCUGAUUUGUCUUCUCAGACCAAUGUACCGUCGACAAAACCAGCAUCAAAUAUUACAAUGGACACUCCUCCAACGUCAAGCUCCACGCCGCAAGGCAAGAAGGCAGGAGCUUCAAAGCCAGAACCUGGGAAAGCGAAGGAAGAGGACGAGGCAGCCAAGCAGAAGAAGGAUAGCGUACAUGACGUUGUGUGGGACGAGCAAGGUAUGACAUGGGAGGUUUAUGGAGCGUCGGUUGAUCCAGAGUCUCUUGGCUUCGCCAUUCAAAGUCAUCUGCAGUGCAAAAUCAAGGAGCACGAAAAGUUGAUCAUAGCCAAGACGUCGCUCCGAAAAUCCUUAUCUACAUCUCCUGGCAAGAAGAAAAAGAGGAGGCAGGUCAACAUUAACUUUAGGACCAUGUUCCAAAACAUCAGACGACCCAACUGUUGUACACGACCGUCGGUGCAAGAGUGAAAGACUUGAGGUUUGUUGAUAGGUCAGUGUGAUGAAAUCUUCUGAGACUGUUCAAGUGCAAAGCAUGCUGGGAAGAUUUGGUUAAAUGUAUUGACACAUGGUGAUUUGAUUGUUAUGUGGAAAACAGUAACCUUCAAGUAAAUAUUUUCAGAGAAAUACUCAAUUAUUUAUGGAGAUAGUAAAGCUAUAGCAAUGUUUAAAGUGAAAUGGCAAUAAUUAUAAUUAAUAGAAUAAUAGUAAUGAUUAUGUGUAGUAAUAUGCAUGUAUAUUAGCUCAGAACCUAUUGUGGGAUCCAAGAUUAUGCACUGUAUUGAUCAGCAAAUGUAUGCAUAUAACUUUAAGUUGAAUAUCUUUUUUAAUUCUCAGAGUCGUGGUUUGUUUUGUAUACCAUAUUUUUAAUUUAGUGCCAAUCCUAAACUUGGUAAAAACGUAUCCAUUUUAUUUUUUAGAAAAGAUCAAAGUUUAUGCUUGUCAUUCUUGUAAA
Molecule: messenger RNA, 3304 nt
Organism: Triplophysa dalaica
Lineage: Eukaryota; Metazoa; Chordata; Actinopteri; Cypriniformes; Nemacheilidae
Gene: gprin3b
Product: GPRIN family member 3b
Exons: 2
Coding region: 742-2820 (692 amino acids)
Biological process (GO): neuron projection development
Cellular component (GO): plasma membrane
Source: RefSeq, a predicted model, not a curated record